Molecule: messenger RNA, 5402 nt
Organism: Drosophila serrata
Lineage: Eukaryota; Metazoa; Arthropoda; Insecta; Diptera; Drosophilidae
Gene: alpha-Man-IIb
Product: alpha-Mannosidase class II b
Biological process (GO): mannose metabolic process; protein deglycosylation; N-glycan processing
Cellular component (GO): Golgi membrane
Molecular function (GO): carbohydrate binding; alpha-mannosidase activity
Source: RefSeq, a predicted model, not a curated record
AUCAUAACAAAUCAAAACGCGAAACGCGAGAGUUGUUUUAUUCCGAAGUAUAAAAAAACUAAUAUUGAUAUUAAAAUAUUGAAAAAUAUACUAUUGAUUUAUUUAACUACCAUCACAACAUCAACGGCUAGUACAUCAUUUUACGACACGACGGGCUGGAAUUAGUGCCGCUCGUAAACGCAUCGCGUAUUUUUUUUAUUGAUUCGUCGGCAGCGAGAGUCCUCGUCAUAAUGCAAAUCAAAAACACUCGGUCUAAAUAAAUAAAGAGACUAGCUAAUAUUUAGUUAAUAUUGCAAGUGCAGUUCUGUUUCUGAAGGGUGUGUGUGCGAUUACGGAGUUCGGAAAAUACGCAAACUGACAUUGUAACUGUGUCCUGUGGAACCAUGCAUGUGUGUGUAGGUGAGCGGUAAAAAGAAGAAAAAAAGUUAAUUUUCGCGGGAAGAAAAAGAUGUAGAACACACUCAAGGCCAGGCCACGGAAGCUCAGCAGCGAGAUCUUUCCUUGGAAUCCCAGUGAGGGACAAAGAUUUGAACCCAACUCUUCAGGAUGUCGUUUAAGCUCUUUCGCCGCGGCUCAGCUCGCUGCAUUGGCCUGCUGUCGGCGUUUGUGACAAUCCUACUCUGCCUCUACUACAUCUCCAUUGGUCAGCCCAAUCCGGCGCCCGUUUCCGAAACCGGAGUACCCACGGCUGCGUUACGGGGAUCGCCUUUGAAUGGCCUCAUUGGUUUCAAUGUGGGCGGUGGUUCGCCCUCGAUCAUCCACCAACAGCAGCUACAGAAACUGCAUGCGGCCGUUGUCUCGAACCAGAAGAGAUUCCCGGAGCAAGCGGACGUAACCAGGGAGUUGCCAUCCGAGGAGCCGCAGUACUCCAACAGCCAGUGGGGCGACAAGUGCUACGAGCUGAUCGAAAGUAACACGAACAUUACGGCGAACCAGGAGCACAGCAAGUUCGAUUUCCAGCCGGAGUGGAUGCGCUCGAAGGAGUACUGGGAUCGUGGCUUCGAGGAGCGUUUUGAUGCUCAGAAGAAGGACAAGCAGCGGCCUCCGCUGAAGAUAAUCGUGGUGCCACACUCCCACAAUGAUCCUGGCUGGCUGAAGACCUUCACCAACUACUUCCAGUCGGAUUCGCGGCAGAUCCUGAACCUCCUGGUGACCAAAAUGCAGGAGUACACGGACAUGACAUUCAUCUGGUCGGAGAUCAGUUUCCUGCAGCUGUGGUGGGACCAGGCACAUCCCACCAAGCAGCGAGCUCUGAAGCGGCUAAUCGAUUCGGGACGCAUCGAAAUUACCACCGGCGGCUGGGUAAUGACAGAUGAGGCAAAUGUCCAUGUUUAUCCCAUGUUGGAUCAGUUGAUCGAGGGCCAUCAGUGGCUGAAGAACAACCUGAAUGUUACCCCGAAGGUGGGCUGGUCCAUUGACCCCUUCGGGCAUGGCAGCACGGUGCCGUAUCUGCUUUCUGGAGCUAACUUCGAGGGAGCCAUUAUCCAGAGGAUUCAUUAUGCUUGGAAGCAGUGGUUCGCCCGGCAGCAGUCGGGUGACUUCAUCUGGAAGCCAUAUUGGAGGAGUAAAAGCGGAAAGCCUAGUGAAACUGGUUCCCUGCUCACCCACAACAUGCCCUUCGAUAUUUACUCGAUCAAGGGAUCAUGCGGACCCCAUCCAUUCAUCUGCCUGAACUUUGACUUCCGCAAGAUCCCUGGCGAGUACACCGAGUACUCUGUGAAGGCGCAGUUCAUAACCGAUGACAAUCUGGAAGCCAAGGCACAACUCCUCCUGGAGCAGUACGCCCGGACUGCCUCGCUCUUUCCGCACAAUGUGGCUCUUAUUCCGGUGGGCGAUGAUUUCCGCUACAACAAAGAGCGUGAAGUGGACCAGCAGUAUCAGAACUACAAGAAGCUAAUUGAUCACAUCAUGGCCAAUCGGCGGCUGUACAACGCUGAUAUCCGCUUCGGCACGCCCAGUGAUUACUUCGAGGCCAUCAAGGAGCGCAUGAAGGAUCACAGUCCUGGUUUCCCGAGCUUCAAGGGCGACUUCUUCGUUUACUCGGACAUAUUCUCGGAAGGCAGGCCGGCCUAUUGGUCGGGAUACUUCACCACCCGUCCCUUUUACAAGCUAUUGAGCUCUGAGCUGGAGCACCACCUGCGUUCUGCCGAGAUUCUCUUCACGCUGGCCUACAACACUGCUCGUCAGGCGAAGCAUGAGAAUGCGAUUAAGAUCUACGAGAAGAACUACGAGCUCAUCAUUAAUGCCAGGCGUAAUCUGGGUCUAUUCCAGCACCACGAUGCCAUCACUGGAACCUCCAAGGCUGCGGUUAUGCGCGACUAUGCCAUGCGUCUGUUCGAGAGCACCCAGAACAUGGUCAAGAUGCAGGAAUCCUGCCUGGAGCUGCUGCUCCAAAAGGGUCAGCCUCGCCACCAUGGCUUCGUGCUUAGUGAAUUCGAACGCGAUAACUUUAAUAAGCUGCCACGAAAGAUGCCCAUUCAGAUGGUCAACGGAGAUGAUUCCACUCCUACAGCUUCGGCAAGAGGAACUGGAGCGGGUGGUGCAGCUUCUACCGGAUCUGUGGGAAGCUUUGUGCUCUACAACUCCCUGGCCCAGAAGCGCAUCGAGAUUGUCACACUGCGGGUGCAGCAUCCCAAUGUUAAGAUCCUCAAUGAUAAGGGUGUGGAGCUAAAUCACAUCCAGAUCAAUCCGGUGUGGAACAUCACCGAGUCCUACGAGCAGGAAGUGGGCACAUCCGUCUCCGGAACGAUGGGACGCAUUCGCACCUCAACCCGCCAAUUCGAGGUGAUGUUUGUAGCCGAGUUGGAGCCGUUGUCUCUUACCACGUAUCGCGUCCAUGUUGAUGAGGUCAACUACAAGCGGAACAUUGCGACCAUUUAUUGUGAUGAGUGCACGGAGCCGGCGGCUGCGGCAGCGCCAGGCUCCAGUCCGCCGGGAGAAAUUGAAACCCCCCCAACUCCAGUGUUUGAGGCGCGUGCCAAGCCUGCGGGCGACAUCCAACUGGAGAAUCCGCACAUGCGCCUGCUAUUCGACGAGAAGAGCGGCUUUCUCAAGACCAUCACGCGCAAGAACCAGAAGAAGGAGCUUCUGAAGCCGAUGCAGUGCAAUAUCAAGUUCGCUGCCUAUCGCAGUGCCCAGUUCCAUUCGGGUGCAUAUCUCUUCAAGACGGAUCCCGAGCAGAGUGAGGCCGAGAAGGAAGUGCUUGAGGGCUACACGGACGUGCGCAUUAUUAUCACCUCGGGACCGAUUGCCAGCGACGUCACCGUCAUCUAUGGUCCCUUCCUGGCCCAUACGGUGCGCAUUUUUAACACAAGAACCCACCUGGAUGCUGCUAUAUAUGUCGAAAACGAUAUUGACUUCGAGCCACCACCAAAGAACCGGGAGACAGAGCUGUUUAUGCGACUGAUCACCAACAUAGACAAUAUUGCUCAAGCGCCCAUGCAGCGUGAUCCACUUAAGGAGCCGGCGGAGACGGGACCCAUGCCCGAGCUGCCGAUCUUCUACAGCGAUCAGAACGGUUUUCAGUAUCAUGAACGCAUCAAAGUGCCCGCCAUUGGCAUCGAGGGCAACUAUUUCCCCAUAACCUCGGGCGCCUUCAUCCAGGAUACACGUCUCCGUCUAACCCUGCUUACCACUCACGCUCAGGGCGCAGCCAGCUACGAGCCCGGUCAGCUGGAGGUCAUGCUGGACCGGCGCACGUUGUACGACGACUAUCGUGGCAUGGGCGAAGGCGUUGUGGACAGCCGGUUGACGCGGCACAAGUUCUGGCUUCUGGUGGAGGAUCUGCCAAGUGGUCAGCAACCUAUCCAGCCACCCAGCUACAAGGUUCUCAGCCAACAGGCCCAGCAUCUGGCCAACGCCUUACGCUACCCGCCAAAUCUUUACUUUUUAAGUAACCUUGACCAACCGGAACUGGCCCCGGCGCUGCUGCCUCUGGUCAGGCUUCUACCGAAGGGAGCGUUGCCCUGUGACGUGCACUUGACCACCCUGCGCACCCUCUCCGAUCCAGAGCUGCAGCUGUUUCCGUCCGCCUCUGCCUUGCUGGUGCUGCACCGGCAAGGGUUUGAUUGCGGCGUGAGCGCUGGCAAGGAAUUGGGUAUACAGGCUGUAUGCCCGCUAUCCAGCAAGGGUUUGGGAAACGUGCAGCUAGGUCAGCUGAGCUUGAUCACUAUCGAAGCCACCAGCCUGACGGGGAUGGAAAAGAAGCCGUCCACGGAUAGCCUACGCUUACGCUCGCUGGCUGAGGUCAGUUUGGAGCCGAUGGAGCUGCGCACCUUCAACCUCACAUUCCGGGCAGAAGUGUGAGGAGGCAAUUACGAUGGCAUAUUUAGCUGAAAUAUUUAUUGUAUUUAUUUGUGGCUUAGCUCUAAUUUAUUAGUGUUAAGCGCCAAGUGCAAAGUUCUUAGCUUUAUUUAGUUCUCGUCACGUCUACUACUGUCUGUCUGCAACAGUUUUGAAAGUACAAAGCACACGACGUAUACAUAGAAUAGGGUGGGUAGAUUUUGUAUAUUUUUGUUUGUUUGUUUAAAUAAUCCGGAAGGAUAAGGAUUGAGGAUAGAGAAAGAGGUGAAAUGCUGAUAAGCUUCCUUCCAUUAUAAUUUUAUUUUUGAAAUCUUUCAUACCCACCCACCCAAGCAUACAGAAAGACAAGCCCAAAUGGCAGCCCGACUCCAUGCAAUCAAUGCCCAAAGACAACCACUUGACUGCUGAGGGCCAAUCUUACCAAGCUUCAUAUUAUAUUUACCUUAACUUGUGCAAUAAUAUAAUGAUCUUGAACUAUACUUGAAACAAUGGAAAUGAUGAUGCAGCUAUUAGCCUAAGGAUUAGCUUGAUUAUUUUAGAUUGAAAUAUUUAGACAGCAAACUAGACAAAUUUUCGUUCUCGUUUGCGCGUUAUGCGUUCGCAUCGAUUUUUUUAGACUGAUUAGCCUAAAAGCUAUUGCAAAAUUGGCUCGUACAUAUUAUAAAUCUCAUUCGCUCUAACACCGAUCCUAACCCUUAUCUGAAACUAACCCAAAACCAAGUAUAUAGCGAUUGUAAAACCUUAAAUAGGCUAUAAGUUUUAAAUGAGCAGACGUAGCAAUGGGGUAGGAAAAAUAUAAGCCAAAUAUUACAUUACAUUCACUAGCAAUAUUGUACAUAGUCGAAUAGGAUUUCCAGGCACGGUAUAUAUAGAAAUAUAUUAAAUAGCUCCACCUAGACAUAAGUCCCCAUCUCAACUCUCUGGUAUAACCUUGUAUACGAGGGUCAAAUAGUUACUACUGAUGACUACUUACAGAAUCAGACAUAAACAUUCAAAGCGAGCAAGACAAACACUUUAGAAAACCCGUAAAGUAGGAAAAGAAAGCAGCAAUGGAUAGAACGGAUUUGUGUAUUUAUUUAUAAAGAAUCGUAUUACAUUUA